AUGUCCGCUUCACCGAUCGCCAGGCAAGCGACUUCCAGUCAGGCUAUACCAUCUAGAAGAGUCCUGAUCUCCGAUCCGGCUCAAAUGCCUGAUGUAUAUUCCAGUACACCAGGUGGCACCAUCUAUUCAACCACUCCAGGAGGUACACGUAUAGUUUACGAGAGAUCUUUCAUGAUGUCUCUUCGUCAAUCGCCUAUAUCGCAGACGCCGCCAAAAUGUUCUCUACCGGCCGCUCUGUUAAAGAACCCACCUUCCUCUUCAAACUCGUCAGCCCCACCGGUACAAAAACCACGUUCAAAUUCCAUAUCAUUCGACGAAUCACAAGAAACAUUCAGUAUGGAUCUCUAA
Molecule: messenger RNA, 348 nt
Organism: Danaus chrysippus (African queen)
Lineage: Eukaryota; Metazoa; Arthropoda; Insecta; Lepidoptera; Nymphalidae
Source: the annotation of a GenBank genome assembly